GUACAUUGUAUGAGCUGUACGAUAAUGAUUUAAAAAGUUCUUUAUGUACCAUGUGGUUUAGGGGACGGGUGGGUUUUCCCGCCUUUGUGAGUAGAGCAGACGGGAUGAUAGCGAUAUAAUCUGCCGGACAACUAUAUGAAGUGUAAACUCUGAAGGCAAGAGUAGCCUCGCCUGCUACAGCAGCAAGGGUUAAAUGAAAGCCAGGUCUGAGGCGUCUCAGCCGGGAAGUGUGGGCGGGGCCAACGCAAGUUCAAGUCCUCAUCCCAAAAAAGCCAUAGAGCCGCCUCUCUCCCACUCCCCAUUAUUGCAGCAGCGACGGAACAACAGCUUCCCGGGGCGGAGGGUUGAGACAGGAGUCCGCUGUUCAGAGUACCCCUCAGGGAAAAGGAAACACAGCGAGGCUAGAGGGAAAGCAACACGAGCACCCAGGCUACCUGCCCCUGCAGAGGGCGCCACACAACAGCCCCUGGCAGCGGUUGUCAUGGUAACCAAGGGCUGCUGCAGGCCGGAGACAGUACCCCAGCCCCGGGGAGGAGGCUCCAGUCACUGACCCCAUAGAGAAGGGGUGGGGGAAGGAGAGAGAAAAAGGGGCAUCAAAAAACAGAAAAAGGGGUCGGGCAUUAGAGAAGGAGAAGGCUAAAGAUCCCUCGGAAUGGAGGACGGCAUUUCCAGCUAUAGCAGCAGCCUGUAUGACACAUCCUCCCUCUUCCAGUUCUGCAACGGCUGCUCCAAAAUAACUUCUUCUGUACUUGGUACAAUGUGAACCUAAGGAGAUGACAGUGCCUCUGCUUCAAGCAGUAUGGAGGUGACAGAUCGCAUCGCUUCCCUGGAGCAACGCGUACAGAUACAAGAAGAUGAGAUCCAGCUGCUGAAGUCAGCACUUGCUGAUGUGGUUAGAAGGCUAAAUAUCUCUGAAGAACAGCAUGCACUGCAGAAUAGGAAGGGACCCACCAAAGAUCACAAUGAUCAAAAAAAGUCAGAUGUUGAGAAGCACCAGCGCAGUACUGCUGCAGGAAUCCAUGCAGUCAGAAGAAAUGAACAGCAAACACUCCCUUUAAGAAAUGCUGUUAAUAGUGAAUCCAUCUUACCAAAGAAACCAAGUGGGUCUCUGCCUUCCCCUUCAGGGACAAAGAAAGAUAUUGUUCCGCUAGCAUCCAAAAGCAAAUCUGUGCGUCUAAUGAAUUCGUGUAAAUUAUCUAAGCCUGCAACAAGUAAUGUCAAAAGAACUAAUUCUACUGAGCGCAUCUCUUCUGGAGCGCGAAGGGAAAGUUCUGGAGAUGCCAAAGGUGGUCGUAAUCGUGCUGGCUCAACAAGCAGUUCAUCCAGUGGGAAAAAAAACAGUGAAAGCAAACCCAAGGAACCCAUGUUCAGUGCAGGAAAGCGCCGAGUGACACACUGCAAAGAGGAAGGCUAUGUAAAAAUGUUCCUGAGAGGACGUCCUGUUACCAUGUAUAUGCCCAAAGAUCAAGUGGACAGUUACAGUUUGGAGGCAAAAGGUGAACUGCCAGCUAAAAGACUUAAGCUGGAGUGGGUAUAUGGCUACCGGGGACGAGACUGUCGCAGCAACUUGUACCUUUUGCCUACAGGAGAAACUGUAUAUUUUAUUGCUUCUGUAGUUGUGUUAUAUAAUGUCGAAGAGCAACUGCAAAGACAUUACACUGGCCACACUGAUGACGUCAAGUGCCUUGCUGUUCAUCCAGAUAAAAUUACUAUAGCAACAGGCCAGGUUGCUGGUACAUCAAAGGAUGGGAAACAAUUGCCACCACAUGUUCGCAUUUGGGAUUCUGUGACACUAAAUACCUUGCAUGUCAUUGGAAUGGGCUUCUUUGAUCGUGCUGUUACUUGUGUUGCUUUCUCUAAAUCUAAUGGCGGAGGGAACCUGUGUUCUGUGGAUGAUUCCAAUGACCAUGUACUGUCUGUUUGGGAUUGGCAAAAAGAAGAAAAGCUGGCUGAUGUUAAGUGUUCAAAUGAAGCUGUGUUUGUUGCUGACUUUCAUCCAACCGACACAAAUGUUAUAGUUACUUGUGGAAAGUCUCAUCUUUACUUUUGGACAUUAGAAGGAAAUUCUUUGAAUAAGAAGCAAGGAUUAUUUGAGAAACAGGAAAAACCAAAGUUUGUGUUAUGUGUGACCUUUUCAGAAAACGGUGACACAAUUACAGGCGACUCUAGUGGAAACCUUUUGGUAUGGGGAAAAGGUACCAACAGGAUAACACAUGCAGUUCAAGGAGCCCACGGUGGUGGGAUUUUUGCACUUUGUAUGCAGCGAGAUGGAACAUUGGUAUCUGGAGGAAAAGAUCGAAAGCUUGUGUCCUGGAAUGGAAAUUAUCAACAGCUAAAUAAAGUCGAGAUUCCAGAACAGUUUGGUCCAGUACGUACUGUUGCUGAGGGAAAAGGAGAUGUUGUGCUUAUUGGCACCACACGAAAUGUUGUUCUUCAAGGCACUUUAUCUGGGGAAUUUAACACUAUUACCCAGGGCCAUACUGAUGAGCUCUGGGGGCUUGCUGCACAUUCACUGAAGCCUCAGUUUCUGACCUGUGGUCAAGACAAGCAAAUUACAUUAUGGGAUGCCACCAGCCAUCAUCCUCUAUGGACCAAGAUCAUUGAGGAUCCAGCACAAUCCUCAGGGUUUCAUCCUAACGGUUCUGUUGUAGCAAUAGGAACUCUAACCGGAAGGUGGUUUGUAUUAGACACAGAGACAAAAGAUUUAGUCACUGUGCAUACGGAUGGGAAUGAGCAAUUGUCUGUCAUGUGUUACUCACCAGAUGGGAAUUUUCUUGCAAUUGGUUCCCAUGACAACUACAUCUAUAUAUAUGCUGUUAAUGAGAACGGGAGAAAAUACAGCCGAAUUGGAAAAUGCUCAGGGCAUUCCAGUUUCAUUACUCAUUUGGACUGGUCUGUGAGUUCUCAAUAUUUGAUGUCCAAUUCUGGAGACUAUGAAAUCUUGUACUGGAUUCCCUCGGCCUGCAAGCAAGUAGUGAGUGUGGAAACAACCAGAGAUCUUGAGUGGGCCACACACACAUGCACACUUGGCUUCCAGGUGUUUGGAGUUUGGCCCGAGGGCUCUGAUGGAACUGACCUUAAUGCUAUAUGCAGAUCCACUGAUAAACUUUUGGCUACCGGCGAUGAUUUUGGCAAAGUGCAUCUAUUCUCUUUUCCAUGCUCACAAUUUCGGGCAUCUGGUCAUGCUUAUGGCGGGCACAGCAGCCAUGUUACAAAUGUCAGCUUUUUAUAUGACGAUCGUCAUCUAAUCUCUACCGGCGGGAAGGACAUGAGUAUAAUGCAGUGGCGUGUUGUGUAAAGAGGACAUUUGGUACUUAUGGGCACGCACGGACUGUACCAAAUGGUGUCUCCGAACUCUUUGUUAAAGAUCAAACUCAGGAACAAUCCUCUUUAUACUGGUGUCCUGCACUGACAAAUCAGCUUCUCUGCUUUCAAUGGGGCCAUCUAUACUUAGAAUUAUUUCAAAUGUGAGAAGUAUUACAUUAUCAUAUACAAAAGCUUAAAGGUUUACAUUGCAUUCACAAGUAAUGUCUAAUGUACUGUAAAGUUGUGUUACAACAUGCCUUUUUAAAAUAUUAAUCACACCUU
This is a messenger RNA of Xenopus laevis (African clawed frog), 3588 nucleotides long. RefSeq names its product echinoderm microtubule-associated protein-like 1 (gene eml1.L). The transcript has 26 exons. The record is from RefSeq and is a predicted model, not a curated record. NCBI's taxonomy places the organism in Eukaryota, Metazoa, Chordata, Amphibia, Anura, Pipidae. The coding region runs from base 800 to 3298 and encodes 832 amino acids.